Messenger RNA from Choloepus didactylus (southern two-toed sloth), 177 nucleotides. Its product is annotated as mitochondrial pyruvate carrier 1-like. The transcript has a single exon. Lineage: Eukaryota; Metazoa; Chordata; Mammalia; Pilosa; Megalonychidae. The record is from RefSeq and is a predicted model, not a curated record. Gene Ontology annotation, biological process: pyruvate import into mitochondria. Gene Ontology annotation, cellular component: mitochondrial inner membrane. The coding region runs from base 1 to 177 and encodes 58 amino acids.
AUGGCAGGCGCGUUGGUGCAGAAAGCAGCGGACUAUGCCCGAAGCAAGGAAUUCCAGGACUAUCUCAUGAGCACGCAUUUUUGGGGACCAGUAGCCAACUGGGGUCUUCCCAUUGCUGCCAUCAAUGACAUGAAAAAGUCUCCUGAGAUCAUCAGUGGUUGGAUGAUGUUUGUCUAG